Molecule: messenger RNA, 2954 nt
Organism: Nematostella vectensis (starlet sea anemone)
Lineage: Eukaryota; Metazoa; Cnidaria; Anthozoa; Actiniaria; Edwardsiidae
Product: docking protein 2
Exons: 4
Coding region: 443-1399 (318 amino acids)
Source: RefSeq, a predicted model, not a curated record
UAUUCCGCUAAACCGACGCUUUGUUUUGAGAAAUUAUUAGUACGCGCAGCAGGAAAAUAUUCCAUUAAGCAAUUUAUCAAACGAUUAUUCUUUAAAGUUCGGGAUUGCUAAUCGCCAUAAAUAGAUUUUGGAAUUAGCGUUAUUUUUAUUUCUGAUGUUCCAUAUUAUGUUAUUGCCAAGUUUACCGCGUGGGCCUGGAACUACUCGUAAAAGCAAUCAAAACAUUUAUGACUGAUUCCACUCGUGGCUAAACUGUGUCUACGAGCAGGAGUAAAUUCCAGCUUUCUUACGGGCCAUUUAUGACUGCUUUUUAGGUACAAACAUUGAGGGCAAACUUGGUGUGAUUUACAACAAAGUUAAGAGGUCCAAUUUAAAUUUUACGGCGCCAGAGAAGGUCGUUUUCAUCCGCAGCAGAGCCAGGGCGCCGGUGUGGGAUUCAUUCAUGAAGACGGUUGGAAUGGCUAGCUACGAAGGCUUGGUAAAAUGCGGAUAUUUGGAGAUGAAACUACCAAGAAAGCAGCGGAAAGUCACACACAAGGUAUGGAAAAGAAAGUGGUUUGUCCUUAGAAGAAAAUCAAAGCGGGGUAACACAAGACUGGAAUAUUAUCACAGUGAAAAGGCUUGUAUUGAAGGCAAACACAGAACUGUUAUUCCACUGGAUAAAGUUACGGGGAUUCACUGUGCACACUCAAGGACGCACACACAAUGCUUUCUAAUUGCUGCUAUAGAAACAAAGAUAUUUUUGUCGGGUGAAAAUGAACUUGAAACUUAUGAAUGGAUUCGACUCAUGAAAGAACUUGUUUUGCCUGAACCCAAAAUGAUGCCUUUGGUUCAAGGAGGGGAUAUCUUUGGGCUAUAUGAAGUUACCAUAGAAAGGACAGAUGAUUCUGAGAGACUUAAUUUAGUAGGAGAAUACCUUGUUACAGUGCGGAAGAACUUUUUAUGUCUUCAUAACAUUAAGAGUGGUGAGAAAGUACUAGAAUGGGAAUUAGAAUUCCUGCCUUCCUUUCGUCUAGUUCGGCUAUCAUACCUUCAGGAUAUGGACAAGCUGUUGGUUAUCAAAGCCGCCAAGGGCUGCAAAACAGGCGAAGGUGAAUACCACUUUCUGACCCGACAAGGCCGCGAGAUACUUGAAACCAUCAAAUGCCAAACGCAUAGACUUUACAUGUUAAGACACAGACACGGGAACGAGGCGACGAACAGGAGACACUCCGUUGACUCGGCAGCGUGUACACGUUCAUCCGGGAACGACACAAAUGACAGUAUGACGUCAUCCUACGAGACAGACUCACGUGGUCGGUCGAUUAGUACGUCCAGUCACCAGUCAAGUCAUCCCUCGAGUCAACAGUCAGUGGCGGGACAAUCCUCGGGACCUACCUCGGGAUCAGCCAAAACGUAGCGAUCAUUACGAAAUAGCGAUCGUGACGGAAACGUAGCGAUCACUACGAAAUAGCGAUCGUGACGGAAACGUAGCGAUCGUUGUGAAAUAGUAAUUUUGGCGCAGACGUAGCGACCAUUACAAUUGUGUUCGUUGUGAGAGCGUUCUGUUUAUUGCGACAGAGUGAUCGUUGCGUUAAGCUUGUGUUCUUUGUGGAAUAGUGAUGGUCGAGUAAUUGUAGCGAUCUUUACGAUCGUUGUGGUGAUUGCGACAUAGAGUGGUCGUUCCGUGUUUGUGAAAUAGAGUGAUGGUUGCGUGAACGUAGCGAUAUAUACGAUCGUCAGCAGAGCGUUUUGACAAUUGAUUGACUUUUACAGCAACAUUAGCCGCUUUUGCAGGCACCUCAAGUGACUUUGUAAUUUUUUCCGUAUUUUUAGGAAUUGGGGUUCCUGUGGUGAGUUGAACCGGAAUUAGGUAGAGGGUAAAAUCCAUUUUUCCUUCUAACCAGGCCCCCACUCUUUCUUUUACACGCCACAGGAAGCCCGACAUACAAAAAAGCAUUUUUCCCAAUCACUCGAGACGCCUGCGGAGGAGGUUACGGCAACAUUGCGCUCGUCGAAUGUUUCAAUGAUUGUCGCAAAAACAUAGAAAACGCAGUAAUGGCAAAACAACUUGUAUUUUCAUAAUCUGAGGAUCGCUGCAAUAUCGUGAUCGAAGCGUUCAAACGUUGUGCGUGCGAGGAUAACGGGGAUAAUGUCACCUGAUGUCAUCUCGUAUUUAAGUUAAUGAAACUUGGUUCUAAAGCAAGCGGUUCAAAAGAAAAUCCGCCCUAGGAAUGGAAGCAGCGAUCAGAGACACGUUUGACCCGUGUGGGCGGUGCUGUUUUACUCGUUUAGAGAAUGGCUUAGCGCAUCAGAUACGCUUUCAACAAGUGAGAUUGAAAGACGGAAAAAAGGAAGGCUCAGCGGCUUACUUUUACUUAUGACGCAUGUGCGAACGCAGCGUGAAUAAUUCUUAAUUCAACAAAGUUGGCCUGUGUAUCAAGUGUGUUAUAGAGCCUUAGUCAGCCAUAUAUUUGUUAUUGUUUUCUUUAAUAUUUGAAGACAGAUCAUUGGAUGAAAUAUCGAAAUAACUGUCUAAAAGCCAAGUUUUAUACUUCAUUUGCCAAAUUCAAUCAAAAACAUCGCAACAGCCUUCCAAGUCAUGCGAUGGAAAUGGAUGAUUUCUUACACUUGGUACUUUGCUAGCAUGACAAAAUGGCGGCUGGCAGAGGCUGUUUAAGUUUGUUUUCAGGGAUAGAACUCAGAGAAUAAUAUAAUCAGUGGGAAUAACACGCUAGAAGAUCGACAACUAAUUUCUGUUGUUGGUGGUGUUUUCCCUUAAAACACUGGAAACGCUUACUGCGCAGACUGCACCAAUGUAAAGUGUUAAUGUCCUUGCUAUCUCGUGUAGCCCGCUUUCAUUUGCGCAUGCGUCUUACUAAGAAACAGCUUCCUUCAGAUCUAGGGCUGACUCAAAAGGUCGGCAUCCAAUAGUGAAAACCUAUUUUAUAAAUAAAUGAUGUUGGGUUCAAAAA